AUGAAUUCUUCUGAUUCUUCUUUCAUUUCUAGUCCAUUAAUUUGCCAAGUUUGCGGACAAGACGCUCGAGGGAAUCACUAUGGAGCAACGACUUGUCGGGCUUGUGCAGCGUUUUUCAGACGAGUAGAGUCGUCUCGAUAUGUGAAACCAUGCACCAAAAGAAACAGAUGUGAUUUUUUCAAAAAUGGAUUUUUCACGUGUAAAUAUUGUCGACUUCAAAAAUGUUUUUCAGUUGGGAUGAGUUCUGAAAACUUCCAGUUUGAUAGAGAUGGUUACAACAAAGCGAAAGAAGUGGUGAAACUGGGUGCAAAGAUUCCUCCUACCAUGGACGUGUUCUGCGGAAGAUCCAACUUUAUUGUUUUUUGUGCUCCUCAAACAUCACUCUCUUCUCCAAAAUACUCCAAAAAUUUCAUUGAUCUCCAGUUCCUUCUGGAUCAAGCUUGGACUGUUCUCCGACAGGGCUCAGAAUCCCCACUUCUUGCUAAAAACACGCUAGGAAAACUAGCAAUUGGUCUUAGAAAGAUUCAGGACGAGAAUCCCCUCCUAGAUCCAACCACUGUCGAGAAGUACGGGAAGGAUGAAACAUUCGCACAAUGGGAAUAUGAUAUUCUAAAACUCACUAGAUGGCUGGCCUACUUUGACGAUUUUCAGAUGCUUCCACAAAGUCUCCAGAUAAAAAUGAUUCAAGGAAUCUGGAGUGUAUGGAGGAGAUUGGAAAGAUUGGCAAGUAUUGCACUUUGUGUGAGAAGGAAAAUCAAUGAGGAAACCAUUCGAAAAAUGAAGAAUGAUACAUUGUUAUGCAAUUGGAAUCAGAUGAAAAUAGACAUGUCUUGGUGUUCGAAAUAUUCGGUUGACGAGUUAAAGUUUUUCAUGGAAAUUCACACUGAAAUCCGAUUGGAUGAACUAACUCGAGCUAUGAUAGAACUCGAACCAACAGAAGUAGAACUGUCAUUUAUGCUUGGCCAAUUAUGUUUCCAAUACGUCGGGAAACGAUUCCAAGGGGAGAUUCUGCAUAUUGGUGACAAGUUUCAAGAGAUGUUGGCGAAUGAUCUACAUGAUUAUUAUGUGAAUGAGUUGAAGAGACCUAAUUAUGUAACAAGAUUAGCCAGUAUGAUGAAGAUAAACAAUCAGAUUCAAAGAAACAUCUACAAAAACCGAGAGAAAACCGACUUGGCAAUUCUGUUCGAUGUUUUUAAUUUAGAAUUUUCACACCCUGAUAUGUUCAUGGAUUUAUGA
This is a messenger RNA of Caenorhabditis remanei, 1236 nucleotides long. RefSeq lists its product as uncharacterized. NCBI's taxonomy places the organism in Eukaryota, Metazoa, Nematoda, Chromadorea, Rhabditida, Rhabditidae. The coding region runs from base 1 to 1236 and encodes 411 amino acids. The transcript is spliced from 8 exons. The record is from RefSeq and is a predicted model, not a curated record. Gene Ontology annotation, biological process: regulation of DNA-templated transcription. Gene Ontology annotation, molecular function: sequence-specific DNA binding; DNA-binding transcription factor activity; zinc ion binding.